AUGGACUCUGAUGAUCCUGCAUGCAUCACAGCUCUGUCUGCACCCACACUAAACUCAUCUGUUGCACUAACUCGAGAUAAUAUUCCUAAUGUAGUGCAAUAUGAAUUGUCUCUCAGAGAUAGGUACAACACAGCUCCUGGUCCAGAUGAAUCUAUCAGAGAUAGAUACAAUACAGCUCCUGGUCAAGAUGAAUCUCGCAAAGAUAGGUACAAUACAGCUCCUGGUCCAGAUGAAUCUCUCAUAGAUAGGUACAACACAGCUCCUGGUCCAGAUGAAUCUCUCAGAGAUAGGUACAACACAGCUCCUGGUCCAGAUGAAUCUAUUAGAGAUAGGUACAACACAGCUCCUGGUCCAGAUGAACCUCUCAUAGAUAGAUAUAAUACCGCUCCUGGUCCAGAUGAAUCUCUCAGAGAUAGGUACAACACAGCUCCUGGUCCAGAUGAAUCUCUCAGAGAUAGGUACAACACAGCUCCUGGUCCAGAUGAAUCUAUCAGAGAUAGAUACAACCCAGCUUCUAGUCCAGAUGUAUCAACUUAUUCUCAUCUUAAACAUGCUUCAACAUGA
Messenger RNA from Limulus polyphemus (Atlantic horseshoe crab), 564 nucleotides. RefSeq lists its product as uncharacterized. The transcript has a single exon. Bases 1 to 564 code for a protein of 187 amino acids. The record is from RefSeq and is a predicted model, not a curated record. NCBI's taxonomy places the organism in Eukaryota, Metazoa, Arthropoda, Merostomata, Xiphosura, Limulidae.